Adineta ricciae is the source of this 633-nucleotide messenger RNA. Lineage: Eukaryota; Metazoa; Rotifera; Eurotatoria; Adinetida; Adinetidae. The record is from the annotation of a GenBank genome assembly.
AUGAGAACAUUUAGAAUUUUAUCUGCUUCUGGUUUUACACAACUGCUAGUUUUAACUAAUGCCAUCUGCAUGGGUUUUUGGAUUGGCUACUCAAAUAAAACCGAAUAUUCGAAUUACUCUAAUGCUUUUAACAACUGGUCUUUGGCUAAUCUUCAAAAGAUUAAUGUUCAAGAAUUAUACACUCGUCAACGGCAGAGCUUACGUCCCUGGUUUGAAUUUUUCAAUACUGCUAAGUUUAAAACGCCCAAAAAUGUGGCCACUGGCACAAAGCGAUUAGUGGCAAAUAUCGAACAUUAUCAAACCAACUAUGUUAUCGUUAUUAUCAUUCUAUCUAUCUAUUGUGUAAUUACGACACCGUCAUUAUUGUUUGUUCUAUUGGCUAUGGCUGCCGGAUGUUACGUAGUUAAUGUUAAAAAUCGAGAAAAACAAUUAGUUCUGAUGGGGCGUCAAAUUCCUCUAACACAACAAUACGUAGCAGUACUUUGUCUUUGUAUUCCAUUGUUGGUCAUGGUCGGAGCUGGUGCAGCUAUCUUUUGGAUUCUCGGCGCAUCAGUGUUUGUCAUUGCUCUUCAUGCUAUUUUUCAUCAAUCGCCAAAUCAAGAUGCAUUCGGUUUGCAAUUGGAAGAAGUUUAA